AUGCUGUCAACAUAGCAAGUUGCUGACUAUGGAAACUCCUUAAAUGGUGGUUUCUCAGCUCAUCCUAAAGUAGUCAAUCAAAAACCCAAGUUCAAAGAUCCAUAUGGCAGAAAUGCAGAGGAAUAUUUCCCACAGAACAUUAUGAUUGAUAAGAGAGUCGUCAGAGGUAGUACUCAUGCUGCUAUGGUUAUUCCUGCUGGCACUUAUCCAGAUGCCUUAUUUUCAGGCUCAGGUAAAUAAAAGACCACCAAAAGAGCGAACAAGACUAAUGUAUUUUAAAACAGUUAUAGAUAAUUUAAACUAUAGCAAAAGGCUUCAGCAGAUGAAUUUUUCAAUAGAGAAAUCAAAACGCCAGACCCUCAAGCUGGUAGAUAAAAUAUUGACAUCCAGACGGAUCAAUUUGUGGAGGAACUUACUGAUAAGGCACCUAAAUAUGAAAUUGGAAGUCAAACUGAUUUCAUUAUUGAGAGACCACCCACUCCUAGAUCAAUCCCAAUUAAGAGAGGUUGCGAUGCUAAGACUUUAGUUGAAGACAAUGAACUGUUUAUCUUUGACAAGGAUGUUGAGCCGAUUCUAUCAGUUCUAUGCGGUAAAACUCUAGAAGCAGCAAGAAUGGAGGUUUUAGAAGAAGAGGAGUUAAGAAUAAUGAGAGAACAAUAAAAGCAUUUCGAUGAUGUAAAAACUGCUGAGCAUCUUGAAGCACAGCGUAUGGAGCAAGCAGAGCUUCGCAAAAAGCAAGAGUUUGAGAAAAGAAAGCACAAUGAAAGAGAAAAAAAGAAGAAUAAGGUAGCUGCUCAUAAGAAAAUUGUAGCCAGACAAAUAGCUAAAAUGUAUAACUAUCGCAUCAAAGACUACGCUUAUAAGCAUUUAGCUGACAUUGGUUUCUUUACAAAUAGAUUCUAAGUCAAUGUACUGGAACAGAAUGUCUACCCUUGGUUGACCAAGAAAGUAGCUAAGUUUGUGAUUCAACUAGAUGAAAUCGGUAAAUUCCCAGAUGAGUUUGUAUUGAACUACUUUGAUGAGAAUGAGCAACAGCACUCUCAAUUUGUGGCAGAAGAAAAAUAAAGAAAAGAAAAUGUCCGAUUGUUUAAAGAAUAGUAAGAAAGAGAAAAACUAGAGGAAAAGGAAAGGAGAAGAGCUGCAAGAGAAGCAGCAAGAAAAGCUGCAGAGCUAAAGAAACUUAGAGACGAAGUUAACGAACUCUUCAUUUCAAAAGGAGAGUCAAGAGAGCAUAUUUUGCAACAAGAUCUUGUUGAGGCUAAUGGUAAUAUAUAGAAGCAGACUAUCAUCGGUGGACUCGGAGGUAUGUUGGGCCAAAUAAUUCUUUGCUUCAGUGGUAUCUAAAAGAAAUGGAAAAAGGACUCUGAUUUCUUGAAUCCUAAAACAGUCUAGAAUUUCCUCUUCCUCUACAUUGACGCUAAAAUGAGAGCAGAAAAAUUAAUCUUACAAGUAGGUAAAGCUGUUGAGGAAUUCCUCCUUUCACUUGAGAAGCCACUUUAACUGAAUGAAAUGAGAGUCAUGAAGGAGGCUAACUACGUCAGAUUCAGAUAGAUUUUGAGUGAUCCUGAGUUGUAUGGAGAUGAAGUGCUGAGAGCAAUGAAGUAGAAUUCGAAAGCAAUUCUUUUAUCAAAUAAGGCUUAUGAUCUUGUUUAUGAAGGUCUUUGGGACUUAUAUUGCAAGAAAUCACAAUCACCUGAUUUGAACCCCAAAAAAUUAGAAGGAUUUAUUCAGAGAAUUAAGUUAUCUAUUCCUCCUCAAGAUUUAGUAGAUGAUGAGGGCAACGUCACUCCAAGUGCUGCUCAUCUACCCCUAAAAGCUAUAGUCAAAAUCAGAAUUCCACUCAAGAGGCCUUAAGAAAACCCAAAGAAAGAAGAUGUAGAGGAUGAGAAUUAAGAUGAAGACGAUAGACAUCAGGAAUCACAGAAAGAGCUGUAACAAAGAGCAGGUAACAAUGCUUCUCCUCAACCAUCAGAUAGAGGUGUAGUCUAUGAAGAGAUGGAGCUAGAAGAUAAGGUUCUUUGCAUCAAUCCAAUCAGUGACUAAUCCAGAAUCUUCGUUUUCCAUUAGGCUGCAUAGAGACUCUUCAGAAAGGACAUUGUGCAACAGAUGAAAAAGAAUAUCAAGGAACUUGAGAGCUUCGACCUUGAAGAGCUCAUCUAAUAGGUAGAGCAACAUGCCGUUGAAGUGGAGAAUAACUUCAUAAAGCUAUUCAGCGAGAAACCUGAAAAUGAGCAUGAAAAAGUGCCUGUAUUCGAUUUUGAGAUAAACUGA
Stylonychia lemnae is the source of this 2271-nucleotide messenger RNA. Lineage: Eukaryota; Ciliophora; Spirotrichea; Sporadotrichida; Oxytrichidae. The record is from the annotation of a GenBank genome assembly.